AUGAUAAUGCCAUCAGUGAAGGUGCUGGAAGGAAAGACUACAACAUUAGAGGAUGAAGAUCGUGCUCAAGGAUUAACUCAACAUAUAAUUGGGAAAAGUAAAGUUGCACCUAGAGGAACCAUGCCAUUAACCCACAAUGAGAGUAGCAAGCACACAUACCAAGAGAGGAAGAGGACAAAUGGAUGGAAGAAAACAAAGAGAGUCGAGAAUGGUCAUUCUCGUGAAGGGAUAGGUUGGCAAUUUUGUGCUGACAUAGAAUGGAAUGGUAUUCGAGAAGUUAAUGUACCUCCCACAGGCACCUUUUUAGCAGUGGCCAUUGUAGGUAUGAAAGUUGGACUUGACCUCAUGAGAUAUCUGGCCUUUGGGAAUUCCUACAACCCAAGCUGUAGUUGCACCCUUGGGCCUAUCGUCCCUGGUUCGAUGGAUAUCUAA
This is a messenger RNA of Dovyalis caffra, 432 nucleotides long. The record is from the annotation of a GenBank genome assembly. Lineage: Eukaryota; Viridiplantae; Streptophyta; Magnoliopsida; Malpighiales; Salicaceae.